AUGUGCGUGUAUGUGUAUGUGUCGAUAUUCAGUUCAAUAUUCAUGGAAGAGGAAGCUGUAACUUGCAAUGACGAUUGUAAUGUUACAGGAAGUCAUUCACUUACACAAACAACAGUAUCACCAUCAUCAUCAUCAUCAUCAUCAUCAUCAUCAUCAUCAUCAUCAUCAUCAUCAUCAUCAUCAUCAUCAUCAUCAUCAUCAUCAUCAUCAUCAUCAUCAUCAUCAUCAUCAUCAUCAUCAUCAUCAUCAUCAUCAUCAUCAUCAUCAUCAUCAUCAUCAUCAUCAUCAUCAUCAUCAUCAUCAUCAUCAUCAUCAUCAUCAUCAUCAUCAUCAUCAUCAUCAUCAUCAUCAUCAUCAUCAUCAUCAUCAUCAUCAUCAUCAUCAUCAUCAUCAUCAUCAUCAUCAUCAUCAUCAUCAUCAUCAUCAUCAUCAUCAUCAUCAUCAUCAUCAUCAUCAUCAUCAUCAUCAUCAUCAUCAUCAUCAUCAUCAUCAUCAUCAUCAUCAUCAUCAUCAUCAUCAUCAUCAUCAUCAUCAUCAUCAUCAUCAUCAUCAUCAUCAUCAUCAUCAUCAUCAUCAUCAUCAUCAUCAUCAUCAUCAUCAUCAUCAUCAUCAUCAUCAUCAUCAUCAUCAUCAUCAUCAUCAUCAUCAUCAUCAUCAUCAUCAUCAUCAUCAUCAUCAUCAUCAUCAUCAUCAUCAUCAUCAUCAUCAUCAUCAUCAUCAUCAUCAUCAUCAUCAUCAUCAUCAUCAUCAUCAUCAUCAUCAUCAUCAUCAUCAUCAUCAUCAUCAUCAUCAUCAUCAUCAUCAUCAUCAUCAUCAUCAUCAUCAUCAUCAUCAUCAUCAUCAUCAUCAUCAUCAUCAUCAUCAUCAUCAUCAUCAUCAUCAUCAUCAUCAUCAUCAUCAUCAUCAUCAUCAUCAUCAUCAUCAUCAUCAUCAUCAUCAUCAUCAUCAUCAUCAUCAUCAUCAUUUCCCUUCAUCAAUAUUGAUAUCAGAGAUUAUGUGGAUAGCAACAAUAUUUAUACAACAAGAGGGAAUGUCAUCAAUUACAUUCAAUGCAUAUCCAUUCUUGGUUUAAUUUAUUAUGAUGAUUGUGAUUAUUAA
Messenger RNA from Schistosoma margrebowiei, 1098 nucleotides. The record is from the annotation of a GenBank genome assembly. Lineage: Eukaryota; Metazoa; Platyhelminthes; Trematoda; Strigeidida; Schistosomatidae.